AUGGGCUCUGGCAAGGAGCGCCUGCUCACCACCUGCGUCACUGACCAGCAGUCCUGCCACUUGAUUGUCCUGCCGGCCCAGCCGCCCAUCCACUCUUCCAGCAGGGCCAUUGAGGUGGGAAAUCCCUGGGGAUUUGGGAAGGGUACCACAGAGCCCCAGGAGAGGCCGCUGCCGCCGCAGGUGGUAGAUGGCUGGUGGGCCUUUUCUGUGCGCCGGCGCCUUGCCACGCAGCUCCAGGAGACGGGCCAUGCUGAGCCCCAGCAGGUGGAGGCGCUGGUGGCUGAGCUGGUGGCUGUCUUUGCCACGGUGCUGCAGAAGAGCAGCCGCAGGGCCUGGCUGCACCUGAUGGAGGUGCUCCGGCUGCUGGCCCCCUUCCGCCAGCUCCUGGCCGGCCGGGUGGACCUCCUGCCCUACCUGGAGGGCCUCUACUAUCAGUAUCGGAGCAGCCAGGCCUUGGUCUCUGACCUGGAUGUCCUGGGAGCCAUGGGGCGGGCCUUCCCCCAGGACCGCUCUGUGCUGCAGGCUCUUCCACAGGCCGCUUGCCCCCGAGAGCCUAUGCCCCUGGGCAAGUGGCUGCCCUCAGGCCCCGAGCCGGUCUUUGCCGGCCUGCCCUGCCCUUUUGCUUCUGACUGGCGACUGGAAGGCGCCUCUGGCUUGGAGCCCCCGGCCCCCGUGUCUCUCCAGGAGCUGCAGAGGUCCUUGGGGGCGGUCGGCAGUGCAGUCUGCAUGGAGGAGGCCCCCUGGGCCAGCUGCCUGGGCCUCAUGGCCCUGUCCUUGGCCACAGACGUGCCAGUGGAAUACUCACCCUGUGCGGAGCCUUCUUCAGAGCAGUGCCCAGCAGCCCCCCUGGCCGUGCCCGUCCCUGUGCGUGGGAAGAAGGGGGCAUGGGGCAAGGGGCACCCCAUGACCGGUCUGCAGGCAGUGGAGGCCUUUGUCGAGAACCGACAUGCGGGGCGGAUGCACUUCUUGUAUCUGAAUGUUGCCCCCAACCGGCAUUUCAGGCCCUACGACCUCCUGGUGGUUCCCAAGAGGCUGGCCGACCCCGAGCACUACAUCUUCUCUCCCUUUGGCGUGCUGCACGUCCACCCCGAGGAGGGCUCGGAGGCCCUGACGCUGGGCGCCUGGCACCGCGAGGCUAUGCUGUGGCAGCUCCUGCAGCACGUCCCCUUCUUCCGCCUCUUCCUGGUCCGCAAAGCCUUUGUCCGCUGGUGCUGCAGCACGAAACACCUUCACCUCCUGAAGCAGCGGCAGAUGCUGAGCUGCCAGUUGCUGCAGGCGGUGCCUCACUUUGCAGCAGCGUUGCUUCAUAUUUCCAGGCUCUUGCAAGAGCUGCGGGCUGUCCACUGGCUGCCCCACACCACCAACAGGUGCUACAGCUUUGUGGAGCUCCAACAGAGCCUGGCCCAGGAGAACAGCUGUGCCCAAGACCUGCUCCACAGGUUCCUCACCCUCUGCUCCUCCAUCCUCGAGCUGGUGCGGGAGGACACGUACAAGAUGGUGCACAGGCUGCAGACUCAGGUGCAGGGCCAAAAGCUGUAUGUCACCAAGGAGUCCUUGUACCAGCAGCGGAUGGAGGCCGAGCGGCUGCGGCAGCGCCUCCGGGAGGCCGAGUCAUGGCUGCAGCAACUGGGCUUCCUGGCCCUCCUGGUGAACUUCCUCAUCUGCCAGAACCUGGUCUCCAUCGUGCAGGAAGAGGCCUCCACCUUCGUCAGCCGCACCAUGCAGGUGGAUGGCACCAGGAGGAAGGCUGUCCUCCGGGUGGAGGUGGUGUUUGGCCCAGAGGAGCAGCUGGCGCUCUUUCCCUCCCCGCCGGAGCUGGAGUCCUGCUUGGUCGGGGCCCUGGACACCAUGGUGGAGUCUGUUCUGCUGGUGACGCGGAUCAACAGUGAGACUCCCCGCACUCCCGCAAUGCAGCUGCCUCUGGCUGUGUCUGCAAGUGAGGAAGAUGGUGAGCAAUGCUGGGGGGGGGGCAGAGGGGCACCCCUCCCUCUGUGGCGGUCCCCCCCUCCCUGCCAUUCUCUUGCCUGCGCUUUGGACCUUCCUUCUCUCGCAGCUGUCCAGAGGUUGCCAGUGGAGCCGCUGUCCGGGGAGGAGCCGCAGCUGGUGCACCACCUGGACCUGAAGGUGGUGGGAGGGCUGGAGGUGGUUGGCCACCGGCUGCGUGGGCAGUACCCCUUGCUGUCCCGGGAGCAGCUGGAGAAGGAUCUGCGCUCAGACAGCAUCAUCCAGAACGCCUGGGGCAAGCAGCAGGCCCAGCUGGAGGCCGCACUGUCAGAGACACAGCACCUGUGCCACGAGUACUCCUGGCUGGCCGAGAUCUACCGCUUUGUCCACAGCUGGGGGGCUGGGCAGCUGGAAGACAUGAAGGGCUGGCCGUCCGAGGAGUACGUGAACCGGAUUACCAAGCUGCGCACGUGGAGGAGCCGUGUCACGCAAGUGCCCCGGUCUGUUGUCACGUCCAACUGCCUCCUCUUUGUGGACUGCGCUGGCAUUCACCAGAACCUCUUGCCCCUCCUGGCCUCCAUCAGCGAGGACAUCCUCUCCCUCUUGCUGAGGGAGACCACGCAGCGCAGCGAGCUUUUGAUCGCGGAGAUGUCAGCCGUUCUGCAGCUCUACCUGAAUGUCAGCAGUGACAUCUUCACCAUUGCCAAGUGCUCCCAGAAGCUAGAGCAGUACCAAGGACAGCUGCUGGAGCUGCAGGAGUCCGUGGACUACGUGCGGGGCCUCAAUGAGGUCAUCCAGCAGUGCUUCCGCCCACUCAGCUCCAGCGAAGAGAGCCUGGAAAACUCGCUCCUGGACACCUGGGACGCCUUUGUGUACCAGCAGCGAGAGGUCUCUGACUUCAUUGUCUCCCGGCGCCUGAGCAUCAUUGCAGAGCUCAGCAGCUCCCUCCAAAAGGCCACGCGGGAACUCCAGGAGAUGCUGGCCACGGUCACAGUGGGCCGUUUCCGGGACCCCGUCCAAAACCCUCGCACCAUGGAAGAGGAGCUGUGCAGUCUCCUCCAACACUUCCAGGCUACGGUGGUGCGUGUGGCUGAACUCUGCCGUUCCCAGCGGAUCCUGACAGGGGAAUGCAUGGAUGUCUCCUUUGUCACUGGGAACCAGGGGAUCCUUGACGUCCACCUGCGCAUCUGGCAGCUCUUCCGCAUUGUGUCUGAGCAGAUCACAGAAUGGAAGUGCCUGGCUUUCUUCAAGUUCAACGCCACUUUGGCCAUGGAGAGGACGGACGAGUGGCUCACGGAGGCCUUCCACAUCGAGGACAGCCUGCCGGCCAGCCACCCCGUCAUCCAGGCAUGCAUGCGGGCCAUCAAGAACCUGCAGAAGUACCUUCCCUUGCUACGGAAGCUGGGCAGCCAUUUCGUCAAGGUCAGCUGCUGGAAGGAGAUCUUUGCUGCCAUGGGUGCCAAAUGCCCUGUGAACAUGCAGUUCACGCUGGGGCAGCUCCUCGCACACCCCCUGCUGGAGCACAGCGAGAACAUCUUGCGGAUCUAUGCCUGUGAGAAGGGCCGCUAUCGCUCCAGGGACACCCUGAAUCGCCUGCAGCGGUUCUGGUCUGAGAAGCAAUUCCGCCUCGUCAACUUUAUCCUUAACGUGCCCUACCAGCCACAGGCUGAACGCUUCCGCCGGCUGGCCAGCAGCCGCCAACGCCCAGCCAAGCGGGAAUACAUCUCCAAGGACAGUGGCACCUUCAUACUGUCUGACACUGCGGAGUUGAAGGCCACUGUGGAGCAGAGUCUCUUGACCCUUCAGAACAUGAUUGUGUCCCCCUACUCCUCCGAGCUCCGGGAGGAAGCUGUGAGCUGGACUUCCAUACUGCGUUCCUUUGAAUCCCUCCUGGAGGCCUGGGUGGGUUUCCAGCAGAAAUGGGUCUUCUUGAACAUCGUGCUCUAUGAGAUGGACAUCAGCCUGCCCAGCUUAGAGCUGGAGUCUCGCUUCCAGCAGGUGGACGCCCACUUCCGGGAGCUGAUGCAGGUGACCUGCCAGGACCCCCUGGUGCUGUCCAGCGUGCGGCCGGCCCUGGGCUCCAGCCGGGAGAGUGGCUUUGUGGGGGGGUCCUUGCAGGCGGCGCUGACGGAGGCCUCCGGGGAGCUGCAGAGCAUCAUGCGGGCCCUGGACUACGUGCUGGAGGCCACCCGCAUGGGCUUCCCCCGCCUCUUCUUCCUCAGCAACGAAGAGCUGGUGGCCAUGGUGGCCACGGCUGCCGAGCCCGCGGAUGCUUCCGCCUGGUCCCAGCGCUGCUUCCCGGGAGUGCGGCAGCUUCAGCUGCGGUUGCCGUCUACGGUGCAGACCGUCAGCGCCUUCUCCGCCCAGGCACAGGAGAUGCAGGUGACGGGGCUGGUGGGGGACCAUGGAGAGAAGCUGAAGCUGUGUGCCGCGGUGCCCCUCAGCCAGAAGGCCACCCAGUGGCUCUGCACGCUGGAGCAACGCAUGAAGGAGACCCUCUUCCACAAGCUGCAGGACUGCUUGGCCCAGCGGCUGGCCCUGCGGCCGGAGCUGGACGUGGCCUUCGAGCAGCCCCCCGGGCCCACGGAGCUGCCCCUUCACCUGCUGGCGGAGCACUGGGCCAGCCUGGGGGCCAACUUCCCCGUCCAGUGCGUCCUGCUGGCCGAGGAGGCCUUGUGGCGCUCCGACAUGGAGGAGGCCCUGGCGGAGUCCGGCAGCUGGUCGGGCUUGGAGCGCAAGCUGAACCUUAAGGUGGAGGCGCUGACCCACUACAUCCGCAACUACCGCAGCGUCCACUCCUGGCAGCCCGAGAGCGACUUCCUGGGGGUCCUGCUGGGGGGGCUCCUCAUCAUCACGGUGCAGCAGCGCGACGUGCUCUCCCAGCUGCGGGGGCAGAAGGUGAGUUCCCCGCAGGCCUUUGAGUGGGCCCGGCGCUUCAAGUACCGCGUGGCCAUGAAGGCCGAGAAAGCCAAGGCUGCCCGCCUGUCUCCGGAGCGGUGGGUGGGCAACCCCCCCGGCUGCUGGGCAGAGGUCCUGGACAGCUGCUUCCCUUACGACUACGAGUACCUGGGGCCCAGCGUGCGCUUCCUGGGCAGCCCCAACCUGGACAGGACCUUCCUGGGCCUGCUGCUGGCCCUGGAGGACUUCUACUGCGGGGGGCUGCUGGGCCACCAGGGGGCAGGCAAGUCCUACACCGUGCAGGGCCUGGCGCAGGCCCUCGGCCGCCAGCUGGUCACCCUGCAGUGCUCGGCCCAAGUGUCCAUCAGCUGCCUUAACCACUACCUCUGCGGGGCCGUGCACGCCGGGGCCCUGCUGCUGCUGGAGUCGGCCGAGCGGCUGGAGCCGGCCGUGCUCUCUGCCUUCAGCCAGCGCCUGGCCGACCUCCGCCAGCUGUGCUUGGGCGUGAAGGAGGGGAGGGGGAGCGCCGCAGGCCCCUCUUCCGCCAGCCAGGCCUCCGCGGACUCUGACGGCAGCAGUGACAGCGAGGGGCAGCCCAUGGCUGCGGUGCCGGAGCUGGGGAUGGACGAGGCCGAGCCGUUCCAUCCCCGGGUGGUGGGCAACAUCCUCUUUGGGGGGCGGCUGCUGCGGGUGCGGGAAACGUACGGCUGCGUGGCCACCCUGGAGCGCCUCCCGGAGCCCCUGCGCCUGGCCCUGCGCCCCCUGGUCGUCCUGCCCCCGGACCUGGCCAAGCUCGCGGAGGUGAGUCUUCUGGCCGCGGGCUUCCGGGAGGCCUCCCGCCUGGCGGGGAAGCUGAGCGCCUUCCUGAGCCUGGAGGCGGCGCUGGGCCCGGGCUCCCCGGCCAGCCGCGCGGCCCUCAUCCGGGAGGUGGUGAGCAGGGCCAUCAACAUCCUCUUCAGCCCGGGCCCUCGGCAGGACCUGCUCCUCGCCAAGGCCCGGCCCUCCCCUCGCACCACCUUCUUCCUGGGGCUGGAGGAGGAGCCCGCCAUCAUCAAGGCCGUGUGCCUCUCCACCCUGUUCAGCGGCCCCGAGUGCCCGCGCCUGCACCACACGUGGGACUUGCUGCGGGGCAUCUUCCCCACGGCCGCCCUGCAGCUGCCGGAGCUCCCGGCCUUCCCGCGGCUCCACAACGUCCUGGUCGCCCAGCUCCACGAGAACAAGCUGCACCCGGAGCCCCACUUCCUCAGCACCGCUCUCCAGCUCUUCCAGGCCCUGCGGAGCACCUCCAGCGUCCUCCUGCUGGGGCCCCCGGGCAGCGGCAAGACCACCACCUGGCAAAUGCUGGCCAAGGCGCUGAGCAGGCUGGCGGCCAACGAGGCCGCCGCCGUGGUGCGCAAGGUCAGCGGGUCUGCAGCCCCCAUCGCCUUCGUGCCGGUCCACGCCGUCUGUGUCUGGCCCAACAGCCUGAGCGUGGCGGAGUUCCUCGGCAGCCUGGAGGAGGGCGUGUGGCGAGACGGCGUCCUCUCCCGGCUCCUGCAGAGAACGGCCGCCUCCGCCCUGGCGGGGGGGGUGGGGGAGGAGAGCGCCCAGAAGUGGGUGGUGCUGGACGGCGCUGGCAGCGCAGAGUGGCUGGAGCCCAUCUCCUCCCUCUUCAGCCCCCGGCCCUCACUCAGCCUGUCCAGCGGGCAGAAGCUGCAGCCCCCCGAGAACAUCAAGGUCCUCUUUGAGAUGCCCGAUGCUUCCGGGAUGCUGCCCUCCAUCUGCACCCACUGUGCCGUCCUGCACUGCAGGGGCUCCAACCUCUGGCAGGGGGUGCUGGCCUCCGCUAUGGGCCCCCUCUACCGGCCCUACAGCCUGACCCAGCAGAGCCUGGCCAUGCUGCAGGAGCUGGCUGAAGACGUCUUCCCCCCGACGCUCGCCUUCCUGCAGCAGCACUGCUCCUCCAUCCUGGUCCCCCACGCCAGUCCACGCAGCCUGGUGGCACAGGGUGUCCAGGAGACUACGGUCUUCACCAGGAUACUCCGGGCCCUGCUGGAGCAGCACCUGCGCCGAGAGAAGGUCAGGAGCGUGCCUGCCCAGGAGCUGAAAGGUGAGCAGCCGCCGGGCUGGGGUGGCAGCCAGUCCCCCUCGGGAGCGAAGCUGGAUGGCUCUUCCUCGUUCACCAGCCGGCUAGACGAGGCCGUCCCUGCGCAUCACCACACGACGGCCAAGAGCUUCUUUGCCUUUGCCUACAUCUGGGGCUUUGGGGGCCACCUUCAUCCCAGGCACUGGCCGCUCUUCGAGCAGUUUGCCCGACAGACCCUCCUCAGCAGCCGCCACCCCAUAGAACUUCCCUCCGCGGCUUCUGCUUUUGACCUCUGCCCUCUGCCGGAGGAUGGCUCCCUGCAACCAUUGGAUGGGCGGUUCCUUUCCUGCCGCGUCAAGAACGUCCCUGCCGCCUUCUGUGUCCUGCCACAGUACGAGCGAGUGCUCUAUGUCCUGGACCUGCUCCUGGGGGCCAACCAGCCAGUCCUCCUCACUGGGGAGCCCGGCGGUGGGAAGACAUCCUUUGCGGAGAUGCUGGUGCAGCCCAACCACUCGUGCCAGCGGGUGUGCGUCUCCUUGGUGCUGAAGGCUGCUCACCUGCGCCGGCUGCUGCUGAAGAAGUCCCGCGAGAAGGGCCCUUCGCCCCUCAGCAAGCCUGCCUGGGCCCUGGCCCUGAAGGGGCGCUGCCUCUUCUUGGUGGAGGACCUCCACUUGUCCCCCCUGGAUCCAGGGCGAGGGACAAGCCCCAUGGUGGAGACUCUGCGCCAGGCCCUGGCACACCAGCAGUUCUAUCAUCCCGACACGCUGGAGCUGCAGCACUGCCCAGCCGUGGGCUUCAACUGCUUUGGCACGCUUUCCGUCCCGGUGCUGGGGGCGAUGCCGCUGUGCCCCCGCUUUGGCCGGCUCUUCAGCACUGUGGUGCUGCCUCCUCUGACCAGAGAAGCCCUGCUCAGCAUGCACACGCCCGCCACCUUGGCCUGGCUGGAGAAAUUCCCACUGCUGACCCGGCACAACGACUUGGCUGCCGCCCUGGUGAAGGCCAGCCUGGACGCCUACGAGGCGGUGAAGAGCCAGUUCCCGCCCUCGCCGGCCUGCUGUCUCUUCCACUUCUCCCUGCACAGCCUCCGGCAGCUCUUCAAGGGGCUCUUCCUGCUGCGGCCCCGCCCAGGCAUCCACCUCAGCUGCCCCCUGGAGGAGCAGGGGGUCAAGAUGAUCUUCAGCAGGCGCAGCUCUGCAGGAUCCCGCAUGGCCAUCGGCCCCAGCUACACCGUGGUGCUCAUCGUCCGGCUGAUUGUGCGCCUCUGGCUGCACGAGGCCUUGCGCAUCUUUGGGGACCCGCUGCGGGGGGAGCACCUGCAGGCGGCCUGUGGGCAGCUGCUCUUGGAGAUCGCCAUGGCCCACUUCUGCACCAGGCGCCCUUUCCUGCGCAUCAUCCCCUCCCUGGGCGCCCUGAGUGCUGCUGAGCACCCCCCCAGCCACAGCCACGUCUCCUUCUACCCCUCCAGCCUCUCCAGGUCCUGCGCCACCUGGGCCCUGGGGUCAGAGGAGGAGGGGGAGGAGGAGGGGCUGGAGCCGGAGGACAGGGACUUCCUCCCUGACCCACAGGCCCUUCUGGACUUCCCUGGCAGCAGCGUGGAAGCGGAGCAGCCUGACCCCUGGGACCCCGUGCUGCAAGCCCCGCCCCUGGCCCUGGAGCCUGCCCAGUGGGGGGGCGGGGGAGGCACUGCCCUGGGGGAGCUGGAGAGGGAAGGCCCCAAGGCAGAGCCCGAGAAGGAGGAGGAGGAGGAGGGGGAGGGGGGCAGGAAGGUCGAGAGAGUCCCGUCAGGGCCGACCCCUGACCGACGCCAACCACAGCACGAGCACCACCCGCCCUUGCGCCACGCCAGGGCCAAGCGCCGCCCAUCCUCCAAGAAGGAGAGUUCUGGCCCGCUUCUGCCCGCCCACUUGCUCUUGUCGCCAGGCGAGUUGCCGGGAGACAUCGUCUUCAGCAAGGAGCUGGACCUGGAACGCCGCAGCCCCGGUGCCCACAACCCGUACCAGGAGAGGCUCUGGAGGGCUCUGGAGAGCCAGCUGGCCCCCUCGCUGCCCCCCCACUUCCUGCUCUCCUCCGCAGUGCUGAGGCACGUGGUGCACCUGAGCCGCCUGCUGUGUGGCGUGGAGCAGCACGGGGCCUUGGUGGCCUUCCGGAGGAACACGGGGAGACAGACCCUCGUGGCCCUGGCCGCCCAGGCCACCGCCUCCGUGCUGAUGGAGCUGCCUGCGGAGGCCAGCGAGGGGCAGGUGCUGGCGCUGCUGCGACUGGCCAGCUGGAAGGCGGGGGUCCAGGGCCAGCGGGUGCUGCUGCUGGUGCCCCCCGCCUUGGGCCUGGGCCCCCUGCACCUGGUGCUGGCCCUCAUGGCCGAGGGGACCUGCCCGGGACUCUACGAAGCCGAAGACACUGCACCCAUCGUCCAGGCCCUGCUGCAGGAGCAGCAGGCCCUCAAGCGCACCAUGCGGGAAGAUCUCGUCCUGCAGAGGUUCUUCCAGUCUGUGCGCCACAAUCUUCAUGUGGUCCUGCUCCUGGGGGCUCCCAGCCGGCAGGGCUCGAGCAGCCUGGGGCUGCCCCCCCUCACCAGCACGGUCCUCUCCCACUUGCUGGGCAGCCUGAAGGUCUGCCAGGCCUGGAGCCUCAAGGCCCUGCGGGAAGUGGCCUCCAAGCACCUCCAGAGCAGGCUGGGCCAGGCCUCCUGGAUCUCCCCCGCGGCCAGCUCCCUGCAAGCCCAUCAGAACCUGGUGCUGUGCGUUGCCAAGGUUGCAGCCCUGAUCCACAGUUCAGCCGCCACCUACAGCACCUACCUGGAUCCUCACCUGCCUCUCGUCACGCCAAGGAGCUUCCUGGACCUUCUCAACAUCUUUGUGUGGCUCCUCUUUCACUUGAAGGAGAAGACCGGCAAGCGCUUAGACCAGAUGAGGCUGGCUCUGCACAAGAUGGGGGAAGUCAGUGAGAAGCAGCAAGCCCACUCCCGGGACGUGCACGCCCUCCAGGAGAAGCUGAACAGGAUCAAGCAGCAAAUGUUGGAGAGCCAGCAGGAGGUGGAGCAGCAGCAGUUAGUGCUGCAGCAGCAGGAGAAGGAAUGCCAGCAGUACGAGGAGCGCAUCGAUGCCCUCACCAAGGAGCGGGACGAGCUGGAGAAGGCCAAGGAACUGGCCAUGAAGAAGAUGAGCAAAGACUACCGAGAAGCCCUGGCGGGGCUGCGGGCGCAGGACGUGGAGGAGCUGCGGAGCUACCGCCAGCCCCCCGAGCAAGUGGUCUGGGUGACGGACAUCCUCUGCAAGUUGUUUGGGGAGAAGCCAGGCUGGGAGGCCGCCAAGGAGAUGCUCAGCAGGGAGGACUUCUACCAAGAGCUGGUCUUCUACCCCAAGGACACCAUCUCGACAGACCUCUUCCAGGCGCUGGGCAUGGCGGUGGCCCAGAGUCCCCUCCGCGUGCCCUCCAUCAGGAGAGCCAGCCACGCAGCGAUGUCCCUCUGGCAGUGGAUCUGUGCCAUCUACUUCUACCACCGGGCCCUGCGCAGCUGGCAGCCGUCCCUGGAGAGGCUGGAGCGCUGCGACGCGCAGAUCAACUCAGAGAAAAUGCAGCUGGGCCACAGCCGCCUGCGCUCGGAGCACCUGCGGGAUGCCACCCAGGCCCGGAUCAAGGAGCUGAAGGAGACCCAACGGCACCAGCAGCGGCUGCUCCACCAGCUGACCCAGUCCCUGCAGGCCAGAGAGGAGGCCUCUACCGUGGAGAACUCCGUGGCAGAGCAUUUGGCCAACUGGACGGUGGCCACGCAGGUCCUGGAGCAUCAGCAGAGCACGGUGUUUGGGGACUCCUUGCUCUGCGCAGCCACCGUCACCUACUUGGGCCCGUUCCCCCCUGCGAGGCGGGCAGAGCUGCUCAGGAAGUGGCAGGCCUUGUGUGCCGGGUCUCGGGUCUCCCUGGGGCCAGACGAUGUCAGCCAGCUGCUGCAGCAGGAGCUCCCCUGCCCUGGCUCCGCCUCCUGUGGCCCGCCUCUGCUGCCCGUGCAGCAGCCCUUCCGCCCGGCCUCUCUGCUCAGCUCAGCCAGAGAACAGCGCUGCUGGGAUCGCACCCGCAAGCCCGAGGACCCCGAGAGCCGCCUGGCUGCCCUGCUGCUGUACUCCGAGGCCCAUCGGCAGGGGCACCGCUGGCUUCUGCUGGUGGACCCCGAUAAGCAGGCCACCAUCUGGUUGCUGAUGGCCUCCACUCUGGGAGACGAGGACUCCCAGACCUUGCUCAGUCCUGAGCUGGUGCCGGACAUGGGGGAGCAAGGAGACUUCGAGGAAUUGCCCGAGGACAAUGUGGAGGUGCUGUCGCUGACCGACCCUGACCUGGAGCAGAACCUCCUGACUGCAGCCCGUGUGGGCACCCCUGUGCUGCUGGUGGACUUUGAGAAGAACAUCCCCUGGAGCCCAGUGCUCCAGCAACUGAUGCAGAAGGAGACGCUGCAGGAGGCCUCCCAGGAGAUGUCCGUGGCACCCUCCUUCGAGCUCUACCUGUGCACCAAACUACCUCUGGAGGCCUUGGCUGCAGAGAUGGACCCACGGGUGCUGAAGAGCCUGAACGUGAUCGACCUGAGCCUGGGCCCGGCGGCCCUGGAGGAGCUGCUGCUGGGGGAGGUGCUGUGUCUUGAGCGCCGAGAGAUCCUGAAGCACCGCCAGGCCCUGCAGCUGGGAGUCGUGCAGCUGGAGGCCAAGCUGGAGGCCACGGAGGAGGAGCUGGUGGAGCUGAUCUCGCAGCCGCAGCGCUCCCUGCUGGAGGAGGAGAACUUCAUGCCGAUGGUGCAGCUGCUGCAGACGCAGAUCCAAGCCCUGCGGGCCACCCACCAGCACAUGGUCUCCCUCUACCAGGACCAGGCUGCCCUGUGCAACAAGUACCGGCCUGUAGCCCACCUGGGGCUGGUGCUUCGCCAGGCACUCCUGCAGGUGGGCCGCCUCCACCCGCUCUACCACUUCCCCUUCGAGGACUGCAUCCGCAGCAUGCGCCAGGCUCUGCUCUCCACCAAGCGCCCCGACCUCAACAAGCAGGAGACUCUGGAGGCCCACCUGCUGGAGCUCAGCCGGGCGGUGCUGCGCCACCAGCUCAUGGAGGCCCUGCCCAGCCUGCGGGUGAUGGACCGCCUUGUCUACCUCUUCCUUGGGGCCCUGGCCAGCCUGCAGGCGGCCGGCGACAUCAGCCCUCUCGAGCACCUGGCCUUCUUCCAGGGCUUCCGCGAGCCCAUGGCCAAGGAGCUCCUGCAGCCCCAGGCUGGUGUGCCGCGCCCGGACUGGGUGAGCGAGGAGGCCUGGGAAGAGUGCCGCUUGCUGGAGAGCCUGCCGGGCUUUCAGGGGCUGCCGGCUUCCCUGGCCGAGCGCCCCGAUCAGUGGCAGGAGUACUUCCGCCUGCCCUCCACGGUGGUGGGGCUGGCCCUCUGUCCCAGCCACACCCACCUCAGCCCCUUCCAGCGGGCCAUUCUGUGGCGCAUCCUCUGCCCAGAGGCCAUGAGCAGCGUCAUCUGCGACCUCACCACCUGCCUGCUGGGCUGGACCCCCACGGAGAACGUGGUCAUCACCCAAGCCUAUGCCUACAGCCGGGCCAACAAGCCCGUCAUCUUCCUCACGCCCCCAGCCGGCUCGCUGGCCUUCACGCACCCGCUCCACUGGAUCGAGCAGAUGGCCCAGCAGCGAGGACGGGCGGGGAAGGUCGUGGUCAUCUCCUUUGGCACCUCUGAUGCUGGCAACCGCGUGUGGCGGAUGCUGCCCUUCUGCGCCAGGAAAGGCAAAUGGCUAGUGCUCAACAACUGCCACCUGCAGGAGCAGUGGGACCCCGAGGUGCUGCUGCAGCUCGACCAGGUGCUGAACGUGCCAGCAGGGGACGUGGAAGGGGCAGCUCUGGAAAUCCACCCCAAGUUCCGACUCUGGCUCAUCACGGCAGCUGAUGCCCCGGGCUCUGUGCCAGGGCCUGUCCAGCGGACCGCCGUGGUCCUCUUCUGCGAGAUGGCCCUGGAGCUCAAGGGCAUCUUGGCCCAGACCCACCAGCUGCUGCAGGGCCAGGUGCAAGGCCUCGACACAGACCAGAGGCUGCUGCUGCUGCUCCUCUACGCCAUUCUGCACUACAGGCAGGCCUACAGCCGCUGGACGCAGGCAGAGUCUUACCUGUGGAGCCACGUGGAACUCUGGGAAGGCUUCAAGGCUCAGGAGCGGCUGGGCAGGCUGCCGGACAGCCCCAAGGAGGCCCUGCAGGAACUGGCAGGAAUAAUCCCUUACGGGGGCCACAUCCUGGACCGUGGAGAUGCAGAGGCUGUGCAGAGCCUGAGCCGGCAGUGCCUGGCUUCCGACAGGCCCCAGCGGCCGAGGCCUGGCCUCCCAAGCCUCUUGGCUGCUGUCCGUGGCACUCCCAACCCACGGCUGUCUGAGGAAGAGGCGGCGGCAGCCACCCAGGCGCGCAUCCAGCAUCUCCCCAGCCCCAUGGAACCGGCCUGGGUGGGCCUCUGCAACGGCCUGCAGCGGGAACUGUUGGCCAGCCGCAGCCGGGCCAUGCUGGAGGCCCUGCAAGUGGCCCAGGGGAGGUGGCAGCCCCCCCGCCUGCCCAGCCUCCAGCAAGAAGGAGGGGCCUUGGAGGAGCUGGUGGGCCAGGCGCUGGAGCUGAUGCAGGAGCUGCAGGAGCAGCUGGAGCAGUGCGGGUGGGAGGUGGGGGCCCGCGGGCACCCCCCCAUGGGGCAGCCCCGCCCCAAGCCCCGCCCCCUGCAGCGCUUCCUGCUGGAGGAGGCCGGCAGCUUCCUGGCACUGCUGCAGCAGAUGCAGCGAGACCUGCAGUGCGGCCAGGAACACCUGCGGGGCUCCCCGUGCUCCUCCCCCCGCUGUGCCACCCUCCUGCGGGAGCUGAAGCAGGGCAGGGUGCCCCAGCGCUGGCUGCACUACACCCCCACCAGCCCCCCGCACCCGCCCCCCGCCUGGCUCCAGGCCCUGCGCUGCCGCUCCCAGCUCCUCUGCCACUACCUGCGGGCCCACAGCGGGGCUCCCUACCACCUGGCCGCCUUCCACCACCCCCAACGCCUCUUCCUGGCACUGCGGCAGGAGAUGGCCCGGGCUGAGAAGCAGGAGAUGGACCGCUACUCCCUGGAAGUGCAGGUCCUGCCCACGAUGCUCCCGCCCAGCAACGCUCCGGACAAGGGGCUGUACCUGAUGGGGCUGGAGCUCCACCACGCGCUCUGGGACACCCACAGCUGCCGCCUGCAGGAGACCCGCUCAGGCCAGCCCUGCCAGCUGCCCGCCGUGAGGGUGCAAGCCACCUUCCAGCCCUGGGAGACGCCCUCGGAGGAAGCCACCUACCAGUGCCCCGUGUUCCUGGGGACACCCGCUGCCUUUGUGCCCCUCCGCAGCCAGGAGGUGGUCAUGCACGUGGCCCUGCCUUCUCAGCUGGCCCCGGAGGUGUGUGCCCAGCGACGGGUCCAUGCCGUCAGUGUGCUGCCUUCGUGA
Molecule: messenger RNA, 14361 nt
Organism: Heteronotia binoei (common prickly gecko)
Lineage: Eukaryota; Metazoa; Chordata; Lepidosauria; Squamata; Gekkonidae
Gene: DNHD1
Product: dynein heavy chain domain 1
Exons: 42
Coding region: 1-14361 (4786 amino acids)
Biological process (GO): microtubule-based movement
Cellular component (GO): dynein complex
Molecular function (GO): ATP hydrolysis activity; ATP binding; minus-end-directed microtubule motor activity
Source: RefSeq, a predicted model, not a curated record